AUGGCAUACGACCGGUACGUUGCCAUCUGCCAACCACUGCACUAUGAGAGAGUUAUGAACAGGAGAGCUUGUGUCCAAAUGGCAGCCAGUGUCUGGAUCAGUGGUAGUCUCUUUUCUGCACUGCACACUGGGAACACGUUUGCAUUAACCUUCUGUGGAGGCAACAUGGUGGAUCAGUUCUUCUGUGAAAUCCCCAAGCUACUAAAGCUACUAAAGCUCACCUGCUCUGACUCAUACCUCAGUGAAGUUCAGGUUCUCACCUUUAGUGCAUGCUUAGGCUUAAGCUGCUUUGUUUUAAUAAUUUUUUCUUAUGUUCAGAUCUUCAAAACAGUGCUGAGAAUCCCCUCUGAGCAAGGACGCCAUAAAGCCUUCUCCACUUGUCUUCCUCACCUCAUUGUGGUCUCUUUAUUUGUUUUCACUUGCAUCUUUGCCUACCUGAAACCCACCUCUAGUUCUACAUCGGGUCUGGAUCUCGUGGUGGCUCUUCUCUACUCCAUGUUACCGCCAAUGAUGAAUCCAGUUAUCUAUAGCAUGAGGAACAAGGACAUCAAAGCUGCAUUGAGGAGACUGACUGGGUGGACGUUAUUCACCAAGAAUUAA
Emys orbicularis (European pond turtle) is the source of this 600-nucleotide messenger RNA. RefSeq names its product olfactory receptor 14A16-like. The transcript has a single exon. The coding region runs from base 1 to 600 and encodes 199 amino acids. NCBI's taxonomy places the organism in Eukaryota, Metazoa, Chordata, Testudines, Emydidae. Gene Ontology annotation, cellular component: membrane. The record is from RefSeq and is a predicted model, not a curated record. Gene Ontology annotation, biological process: G protein-coupled receptor signaling pathway. Gene Ontology annotation, molecular function: odorant binding; olfactory receptor activity.